Messenger RNA from Mya arenaria, 966 nucleotides. Its product is annotated as superoxide dismutase [Cu-Zn]-like. The transcript has 5 exons. The coding region runs from base 91 to 744 and encodes 217 amino acids. The record is from RefSeq and is a predicted model, not a curated record. Gene Ontology annotation, molecular function: copper ion binding; superoxide dismutase activity. NCBI's taxonomy places the organism in Eukaryota, Metazoa, Mollusca, Bivalvia, Myida, Myidae. Gene Ontology annotation, biological process: removal of superoxide radicals.
AGUUUAACGUAGUGUAUGAAGUGGUGAUAGUUAGUGAAAACAUAUCUUUUACGCCGCAAUUUGUUUACUGACUGUUUUGUUUCAUUCAAAAUGUUUCAAUGGAUUUCAACGUUAACUUUAUUGAUGCUGUUUAUUUGUCAUUGGAUAGACUGUCAGAAAACGGUGAAUCUUAACGACAUUUGUAAAGACAAGUAUGCAGUAUGUCACAUCAACCCGCCUGCAGACGGUUCGAGCAACAUCACUGGCAAAAUCAUGCUUCAUCAGAAGGCCGUAGGUCAAGCAGAUCAACGGGGAAACUGCAAGUAUGACUUCCUCAACGUUCAAGUGAACAUUUACAACGUGCCUGAGAACGACGGCACGGAUAUGCACGGUUUUCACGUGCAUGAGUACGGGGACAUGGAGAGGGGCUGCAGCUCAAUGGGAGGUCACUACAACCCAAACAACGCACCACAUGGUGGCCCAUGGAACCCACCCCGCUCCCGUCACGUGGGCGACUUUGGGAACGUAAAACAGCUGAGCUUGACUGGCAACAUCGAGACUCGCAUUGUGGACUACCUUGCCAAGCUUAACGGACCUGACAGUAUCAUGGGCAGAGGCAUGGUGCUACAUGCGAAGAAGGACGACCUUGGCCGGGGAGAGGGACCCGACAGCCGGAAGACCGGAAAUGCCGGUCAUCGAUUGGCCUGCUGCAUCAUCACCGCCUGUGAACCAUUCACUCUCGAUGGCUACAACCUGUACCGCUAACAGCUAGCAGAGUUAUCGAUCAGAAGUGGCAUUAUGAGUUACAAUCAAGAGCUAUUUUACCAUAAACAUUUGUGAACAAUAACCUAUAAUGGGAAGUAAUUUUAUCACUUGGAUACCUGGCAUGGUCCAAUUUGAAAGAGUUGUGCUCCACUAAGUCACAGAUUGAGAACUGUGGUUUCAUAUUGUAUUAUGUGUCCAAAGCAAUAAAAGCUGAUGAUGCUU